AUGACGUUGAUAACGACCGUCAGUUUGAAAAGACAUGGAAACAACAACCAAGUUGCAUUCCAAAUAGACAUCAAACGUAGAAAAGAACCUCCGUCUGAUUUUUUAUACUUACAACUAUUUAAUAGCCGGAGUUAUCUGCUAUUUCAUGCCUUUCUCUACACGUCACAAUGUGUGUGUACGUGUCCUGAUGACGUAGUCAAGAGUUGUGAAGCAACUGUGAUUGUGUACAGUGUACAGACCUUUCGUAACAACACACGUGUCUGGCACCGAAUAGUGAUGGGAGGCAAGGGAUCGGUUCAACUCAAGGGAGGUGAAACAACUAACUACCUUAUGGUCACUAUACAGCCGUUAACAACAUACUUAGACCUCCUGGCAGAUGCUCCAAGCAAGAUCUCAUAUCCUGUGGAUGUGGAUAGUAUUGGCCCACGGAAGUACGUUUUGACUAACCUAAAGAGCAUUUGCCAUCAAACGGAAGGCCUCAUCGUUAUCCUCCAUCAAAUCUACCCUCCUGACGCUUGGAUCAUAAUGUUAAAACAAGGCUUAGCAACAAAGUUUGAAAUACCCUUCGACUUGAACCCGGCAACAGAGUAUAAAUUACAACUGUUUAAUACCGUUCGGUCACUCAACACCAGGGAGAUGUACAUUGGAAAUUCUUUCUCUACAGUCAUCACAUUUACCACAUACAUGACACAGGAUGAAGUGCGUGAAUUAUACGGAAAGGCUUUUAAUUUCCUGUCGAGAUUUCCACAUUUUUCACACAUUUCUCAUUUUUAUCGUAAUAAGUCGGUGAGGUAUUUCCAACAAAUCAAGAGUACAGGUGGCGUCAUGCACAAGUACAUUAAGAACUGGGGAGGGGAUCAGGCUUCAACACUCAACGGACAAAUACAGGGUCUGUUCUUCAGUGCUAAUGUAGACCCAGUGACACAUCUUCCCCCAGACAGUUCAUAUUUCGGAUCGGUGAGGCUACAUGUCCCGACAUACUUUCUGUUGAACUCAAACAUGAACAUGUACUUCUCUGACUUUUACUGUCACACUGUGAACCACAAAGUCCAGAUUGUCCUUGCGGUCAAAGGCAGCCCAAGUGACCACUUCUGCAGACAACGACUCGUGUUGCUGAAUCAAUACGACAAUCCGUUUCUCGUCAGGGUUCAAUACGGAUACAGAGAAACAGUGAAAGUAACAAACAAUGUUAUCGUGGAAGUGUUUUACACCGAGAACGUACCUAUCAGGGACUUGGUGCUUAACGACAACGCGUUUUUCUCCCAAACAAAACAGACAGGAAAUGCUUUGGCUAUGGUAAACGGUAUUCCAAAAAAUAGAGACUGUCAAAUUUGUAAUUUAAAUUGCUUUCUCCUCGCUCAUAAUAAACAAUGA
Molecule: messenger RNA, 1374 nt
Organism: Ylistrum balloti
Lineage: Eukaryota; Metazoa; Mollusca; Bivalvia; Pectinida; Pectinidae
Product: phytanoyl-CoA hydroxylase-interacting protein-like
Exons: 5
Coding region: 1-1374 (457 amino acids)
Source: RefSeq, a predicted model, not a curated record